AUGGUGUUCAAGUCUUACUACCAGUGGGCUGCUGUUGCCUUGGCCGCUACUGCUGCUGCGCAGACUACUACCAGCUGCAACCCUCUCAAGAAGACUUGCCCGGCGGAUACUGGAUUGAACAAGUACCGUUAUAACACUGAUUUCACGUCUGGAUCUCUGGGACGUUGGAACACCACUGCCGGCACUGUGACAAGCACCGAUCUCGGCGCCAAAUUCACCAUCUCUGAGCAGGGCGAUGCUCCUACGAUCGAGAGUGAGUUCUACAUCUUCUUCGGCCAUGUCGAUGUCAAGAUGAGAGCCGCAAAUGGCACCGGUAUCGUCAGUACCUGGAUCCUUGAAUCCGACGAUCUCGAUGAAAUCGACUGGGAGCAAAUCAGCACCUACGAUACCGAGAUCCAGACCGACUACUUCGGUAAAGGCAACACCACUUCCUACGACCGCGGUACUACAGUGACCGUUUCCACCCCCGAGGAAACCUUCCACACCUACUCGAUUGACUGGACCUCCGAGAGAAUCGAGUGGCUCCUCGACGGCGAAGUCGUGCGCACACUCGAAUACGCCGACGCCGUCGACGGAACCAACUACCCCCAGACUCCCAUGCGUAUCCGCAUCGGCAUCUGGGCCGGUGGUGACCCCGAUAACUCCGAGGGCACCAUCGAGUGGGCUGGUGGUGAGACUGACUACACUGCCGGGCCUUUCACGAUGUAUGUUGAGUCUGUCGACAUCAUCAACUACAACCCUGCGUCUGCGUACAAGUACUCCGACAAGACUGGUGCAUACACCAGCAUCAAGGCUAGUAACGGAACCACUGUCACGAACUUGAGCACCUCCAACUCAAGCUCCAUCGUGGCUUCGAGUAAGAGCUCUUCGUCGGCGCGUGCUAGCUCGUCGGCAUCGGUUUCCGCUUCGGCUUCUGCUUCUGCUUCUGCUUCUUCUGUUGGCGUUGUCUCUGCUGCCUCGGCUUCUUACUACACUUCUGCUCUCACUGUUGCCAUGGUCUCCUUGAUUGUUGGUGCCACUCAGUUCUAG
This is a messenger RNA of Penicillium brevicompactum, 1029 nucleotides long. RefSeq names its product glycoside hydrolase family 16 protein. The transcript has 3 exons. NCBI's taxonomy places the organism in Eukaryota, Fungi, Ascomycota, Eurotiomycetes, Eurotiales, Aspergillaceae. Bases 1 to 1029 code for a protein of 342 amino acids. The record is from RefSeq and is a predicted model, not a curated record. Gene Ontology annotation, biological process: carbohydrate metabolic process; fungal-type cell wall organization. Gene Ontology annotation, molecular function: hydrolase activity, hydrolyzing O-glycosyl compounds; glycosyltransferase activity. Gene Ontology annotation, cellular component: fungal-type cell wall.